AUAAACGCGUAUUGUUUUUUUAAUAUUGCAACAUGGAAAUUUCCGGCAAUAAUCGCUAUGAGCUAUUAUCUAUGGAUGAUGAAUCGGUGGCACCUGCUAUUCCACUUAAACAAAGCGCCGGGACCGGCAAAAAAAAAAAAGACCAUUAUGUACAGUCGAACACUGUUAAAAAUGAAAAGGAAAAUAAGAUAAAUACGCUAAAUAACAAUAAUACGAAAAUUACAAAUCAAAACUGCGGCUCAAAAGGAAAUAGUGUUUCGAAUGGUAUCAAAGAAUUGCGUACUAAAAAUGUUCGUAUGAACGGCUCAGAGAAGAUUAAUUCCAAUUCAUCAGAGUACAAUAAUGAGCUUCCGCAAAGGCAUAUUAGAGAUCGUGAUAGUAAGACUGCACGUUUCCGUGGUAAUGAGAAAUUUGGAAAGCGAGAAUUUGACCGUCAAUCUGGUUCGGAUAAAACGGGUGUUAAGUCUGUGGAUAAGCGCGAUGGAGCUGGGGCACACAAUUGGGGAUCUGCAAAGCAGGAUAUUGAAGAACUGAAAUCGGCCACUGCAGCUCCUGUAGCAGAUAAAGAAGACUCUGCAAAUGAACAGUCUGGCGAACCUACGAAUACUUUGGAAGAAGAUGAGUCAAAGCUAAUGACUCUUGAUGAAUGGAAGGCCCUUAAGGAUCAACGUGCUAAGCCAAAUUUCAAUCUGCGAAAAGCUGGUGAAGGCGUAGAUAACUCAGAAUGGAAAAAAAUGACUGUCUUAAAUAAAAAAAAGACAACAGAUAUUGAAGAUGAAUUGGAAUACGACCCAUCAAUGUAUCCCCAGCGUGUUGGUCGUAUACAACGUAUUGUAGACAUUCAGUUUAAUUUCAAUGAUGGGCGAAAGUCUGGAUUUCGGAAAGGACCACGAGCACCAACGCGCGGAGGUCAUCGAGAAGAAUCAGUGGCCAACACUGGAUUCGAAAAAAUUCCGUCAUAUAAAUUUGCAAAACAACAUCGCGCUGGAUCAAAAAAUUUAAAAGUGGAUGAUGAAAUUCAAUUUCCGACCCUUUCUUGAAACGCGAAUCAAGUUACUGAGGUUCAUUCAUUUCGCCUUAAAUAUAUGUACUUCACGAAACAAAUCAAUCUUGCUAACCCAAAUCAUAGAAGUUAUAUAAAUUGGGUUUGAAUUAUUUACGACAGUAAUGAUCAAUAAGCUAUUGGAAAUAGUUU
Messenger RNA from Drosophila arizonae, 1195 nucleotides. It is a transcript of the gene vig2, whose product is annotated as SERPINE1 mRNA binding protein-like vig2. The record is from RefSeq and is a predicted model, not a curated record. NCBI's taxonomy places the organism in Eukaryota, Metazoa, Arthropoda, Insecta, Diptera, Drosophilidae. Gene Ontology annotation, cellular component: cytoplasm; nucleus. Gene Ontology annotation, molecular function: RNA binding.